Molecule: messenger RNA, 1391 nt
Organism: Psylliodes chrysocephalus
Lineage: Eukaryota; Metazoa; Arthropoda; Insecta; Coleoptera; Chrysomelidae
Source: the annotation of a GenBank genome assembly
UGUGUGUCUCUGUGUGUAUGUGUGUCUCUGUGUGUGUAUGUGUGUGUCUCUGUGUGUAUGUGUGUGUCUCUGUGUGUGUAUGUGUGUGUAUGUGUGUGUCUGUGUGUGUAUGUGUGUGUGUAUGUGUGUGUCUGUGUGUGUAUGUGUGUGUCUCUGUGUGUAUGUGUGUCUCUGUGUGUAUGUGUGUCUCUGUGUGUAUGUGUGUCUCUUUGUGUAUGUGUUUCUCUGUGUGUCUCUGUGUGUAUGUGUGUCUCUGUGUGUGUAUGUGUGUGUCUGUGUGUGUAUGUGUGUGUCUCUGUGUGUAUGUGUGUCUCUGUGUGCAUGUGUGUCUCUGUGUGUAUGUGUGUCUCUGUGUGUAUGUGUGUAUGUGUGUGUAUGUGUGUAUGUGUGUCUCUGUGUGUAUGUGUGUCUCAGUGUGUAUGUGUGUCUCUGUGUGUAUGUGUGUGUAUGUGUGUCUCUGUGUGUCUCUGUGUGUAUGUGUGUCUCUGUGUGUAUGUGUGUCUCUGUGUGUAUGUGUGUCUCUGUGUGUAUGUGUGUCUCUGUGUGUAUGUGUGUCUCUGUGUGUAUGUGUGUCUCUGUGUGUAUGUGUGUCUCAGUGUGUAUGUGUGUCUCUGUGUGUAUGUGUGUCUCUGUGUGUAUGUGUGUCUCUGUGUGUAUGUGUGUCUCUGUGUGUAUGUGUGUCUCUGUGUCUCUGUGUGUAUGUGUGUCUCUGUGUGUAUGUGUGUCUCUGUGUGUAUGUGUGUCUCUGUGUGUAUGUGUGUCUCUGUGUGUAUGUGUGUGUAUGUGUGUGUAUGUGUGUCUCUGUGUGUAUGUGUGUCUCUGUGUGUAUGUGUGUCUCUGUGUGUAUGUGUGUCUCUGUGUGUAUGUGUGUCUCUGUGUGUAUGUGUGUCUCUGUGUGUAUGUGUGUCUCUGUGUGUAUGUGUGUCUCUGUGUGUAUGUGUGUCUCUGUGUGUAUGUGUGUCUCUGUGUGUAUGUGUGUCUCUGUGUGUAUGUGUGUCUCUGUGUGUCUCUGUGUGUAUGCGUGUCUCUGUGUGUAUGUGUGUCUCUGUGUGUAUGUGUGCCUCUGUGUGUAUGUGUGCCUCUGUGUCUCUGUGUGUCUCUGUGUGUCUCUGUGUGUCUCUGUGUGUCUAUGUGUGUCUAUGUGUGUCUCUGUCUCUCUCUGUCUCUCUCUGUCUCUCUCUGUCUCUCUCUGUCUCUCUCUGUCUCUCUCUGUCUCUCUCUGUCUCUCUCUGUCUCUCUCUGUCUCUCUCUGUCUCUCUCUGUCUCUCUCUGUCUCUCUCUGUCUCUCUCUGUCUCUCUCUGUCUCUCUCUCUCUCUCUGUGUGUGUGUGUGUGUGUGUGUGUGUGUGUGUGUGUGUGUGUGUGUGUGUGUGUGUGUGUGUGUGUGUGUGU